AUGUCACAGAGGACCGGUCUGUCCCCGUCCAAUGUCUCCGAAGCAUCGACCUCGUCGCAGCCCUCAGUCGCUCAGCCUUCCAGUUCAGGGGAGACCACGUCGCCCGAGGCUAGGAAAUAUGUUACACAGGCUUGCCAACCCUGUCGUGCCAAGCGGUCAAAGUGUGAUAACGCCCAUCCCACUUGUUCCGCCUGUGUAGGGCGAGGAACCCUGUGCGUCUACUCCGACGUCGACCGCCGGAGAGGCAAACUGAGGGCGAACGAGACGGAUGCUUUACAGGAGAGGGUCCGCAAGUUUGAAAGCACUAUCAACACCUUGACGCACGGCUCGGACGAGGAGGCUUACGAGUUGCUGAGAAGGAUGAGGACUAAUCCACCUCAAUCUCCAGGCAGCGAUGGGUUGGCCGAAUGGACACAGGCUCGGGAAAAAGAUGUCGAGUUCAAUACUCAGGCUGCACGGGUCUACACCGUCAAUGACCUGCCGCCGGAAAACUUGAUCUUAUAUGGCAUCAGAGCAUACUUUAACUGCACAUAUACACUCUUAUAUAUCUACGAGAAACAGGAGAUGGACGACAUCUUGAAUAGGGUAUACCGGACCCACGAAGCUGUCGACAACGCGACUCUGUGCGAACUCUGCGCUCUAGCCGCGGUUGGAAGCCAUUAUGAUGGUGAUAAGUUUGACGGAGCGGCCAUGGAAGCCUUAUUCCAUACCGCGACCAUUUAUAUGAGUGACUGCAUCGAGUCACAGUUCCUGCGAGGCAUGAGAGUUAUCCUGUGUCUCGGUAUUAUCUCAUCCAUGACAAAGCGUGCGAGUGCUCGUCUAUCGAUUGCUUCAGGGUUGAGACUGGCUCGGUGGGCGCGUUUGCAACAGCAAGAUAUCUUGCCCUGGAUUGCAUACAGGAAAGUCUACCGGUCGCUUGUCUUUAUGGAAUGCUGGCUAGCUUCAAGCCUCGGAUAUGAGCCUGAUCUCAAUAACGACGAAGCAGAGUUUACGAGACAAGAGAUCAUCGAACCUCACCCGACAACCGAGAACCGCAUCCAGGCCGAGAUAUGCACGGUCGGUCUCAUGAUGGCAGGUAUCCUACUGGACGUCUACAAGUCAAGUUCGGUAGUGUUCGCCAUUGUGGAGAAGCAUUCGAGGAUAUUAGGUGAGUGGCAAGCGCAACUACCAGACUCGAUGAGACUGGAUGCACUUAUCCCGGGCCACGUGAACGGGUACUCGGAGCCGGAACGACGUGCUCUUAUUCUCGUUCACGUCACGUUCCUUGGGGCAAAGAUGAUGCUCCAAAGGCGACUGUUGGUUGAAAUGGCCAACUGUCGAAUGAAGAGACGAUGGACUCUAGAUGGAACACCCAGGCAAGGCGAGAGCAUUCAGGGGGAAUGUGUCGAGGCCGCCGAACUGUGUGUUGAUCUCCUUGAUAUACUUGGAUACACCAAACGCAAGUUUCGCAAAUGUUGGCUUUGCAUUGGCCACGCCUUCAGCGCAUGUAGCGUCCUGCUAUUCGCGGCCGCCCAGCGACUCCUGUACGACCAGAGAGACAAGGUCCAGGGCUACCUCGCAAAGUCGCGGGAAUGUAUCAAGAUACUCGCCAACUGCAGCGUGGUGGACCGUGUCGCAAAUUCCUUGCUUCAGAUCGUUCGACCGCUGCACCAGGAUCUCCAACGACUCGCCAGUACCGAACCCAGCAGUCGUCCUAAGAGCGGAAUCUAUGACCUACUCGAGAAUCCGCAGGCAGACGAUACCAGUACUACCUCGUCCACCGCAUCCGGACGCGGAUGGUCGCCAGGAGCGCAGCAGUACCAAGGAUCCAGUAGCGAAUUUAGCGUCAUGACGCCGACAAUUCGCAGCGCCGCCAUUCCUGCUAUGCAGAACGCGAUCGAAGUCCUAGAGAAUCCGUUUGGCCAGCCAAGGAGGCUCAGCCAUACUGAUUCCUUCGUCGCGGGCGACCCUAACCUGCCGAGUUGGUGGAAUUGA
Molecule: messenger RNA, 1974 nt
Organism: Cladophialophora psammophila CBS 110553
Lineage: Eukaryota; Fungi; Ascomycota; Eurotiomycetes; Chaetothyriales; Herpotrichiellaceae
Exons: 7
Coding region: 1-1974 (657 amino acids)
Biological process (GO): regulation of DNA-templated transcription
Molecular function (GO): DNA-binding transcription factor activity, RNA polymerase II-specific; zinc ion binding
Source: RefSeq, a predicted model, not a curated record